Camelus dromedarius (Arabian camel) is the source of this 1739-nucleotide messenger RNA. RefSeq names its product methyltransferase 1, tRNA methylguanosine (gene METTL1). The transcript is spliced from 6 exons. Gene Ontology annotation, biological process: tRNA methylation; RNA (guanine-N7)-methylation. NCBI's taxonomy places the organism in Eukaryota, Metazoa, Chordata, Mammalia, Artiodactyla, Camelidae. The record is from RefSeq and is a predicted model, not a curated record. Gene Ontology annotation, molecular function: tRNA (guanine(46)-N7)-methyltransferase activity. Gene Ontology annotation, cellular component: tRNA methyltransferase complex. Bases 403 to 1236 code for a protein of 277 amino acids.
GGGACUCACGCUGGACCACGGGGGUCAGACCGAGACGAUCGCUCCGAGACCAGGAGAGGGGAGUGGGGCGAGGAUUAAUUCACGGUAGAAAGCGGGGUCCCUGGGCCCCUAGCACCUGCGGGGUGCACAGGGGCCUGCAACCGUAGUGGUAAUCCAGACCAAGCAGAAGCAGGCUAAGGAAAGAGGCUGGCUGAGGGUCUGGCCUUGCCAGCCCAGUUAAAGCGGAGCCGCACGGAGGCGCACUCCCGCGCUGGCCCCCGGUGGUCCUCCCAGCGCAGCCCAGUUCACUCCUGGGGCUUUAAGGGGCGGGCUCUGUUCACAACGUUCCUGACUGCGUCACUAUCGUGCGCCCCGACCCUCGGUCUCCACGUGGGUUCGGUAGAGGAACCCGGGCUGGGGAUCAUGGCGGGAGCUGAGACUGGGGACGCGGCUGGAGCCGAGGCCCCGCAGCCCCAGAAGCGCUACUAUCGGCAGCGGGCUCACUCCAACCCCAUGGCGGACCAUACGCUGCGCUACCCUGUGAAGCCAGAGGACAUGGACUGGUCUGAGCUAUACCCAGAGUUCUUCACUCCACUGACUCAAAAUCAGAGCCAUGAUGAUCCAAAAGAUAAGAAAGAAAAGAGAGCUCAGGCCCAAGUGGAGUUUGCAGACAUAGGCUGUGGCUAUGGUGGCCUGUUAGUGGAACUGUCACCGCUGUUCCCAGACACCCUGAUUCUGGGUCUGGAGAUCCGAGUGAAGGUCUCAGACUAUGUACAAGACCGGAUUCGGGCCCUACGAUCAGCUCCUGGAGGUGGCUUCCAGAACAUCGCCUGUCUCCGCAGCAAUGCCAUGAAACACCUUCCUAACUUCUUCCACAAGGGCCAGCUGACAAAGAUGUUCUUCCUCUUCCCUGACCCACAUUUCAAGCGGACCAAGCACAAGUGGCGAAUCAUCAGUCCCACACUGCUGGCAGAAUAUGCCUACGUGCUGAGAGUUGGGGGGCUGGUAUACACCAUAACUGAUGUGCUGGAGCUACAUGACUGGAUGUGCACCCAUUUUGAAGGGCACCCCCUGUUUGAGCGUGUGCCUCUGGAGGAACUGAGUGAAGACCCCAUUGUGGGACAUCUUGGCACCUCAACCGAGGAGGGAAAGAAAGUUCUACGCAAUGGAGGAAAAAAUUUCCCAGCCAUCUUCCGAAGAAUACAGGAUCCCACCCUGCAGGCAGUGACCCCCAGUCCCACCCCUCCUGGUCACUGACUUUGCCUCUGCUGACCUUGCCUUAGCUGGACCCCAUCUUCCAAAGACUGGAAAGAAGAUCAGGUCCCAGGACCUUCCCAGCUGAACCUGCUAGGGCUGGGAGGCAACAAACCUCUCAGAAAUUGAGGAACUGCCCAGGGCAGAACGACUGUCCCUGAGUCCUCUCACCUUCUUGCCCUUUCAGUGCCAGCAGAAAGCAAAAGAAGCUGACUGGAAAAGUCAAAAGACCUUGGACCAGAAGGGAUCUUUGGAAGAGCAUGGGGUUUUACUCCCCUUAGCACUCCCUUCUUCUGGGAUCUCUCCUCAGCUGGAGUGAGGAAUGCAGUUCACUGUCCAUCUAAACUGCCUGCUAGACUUGAGUCACCUGCCCACUUGUGUUUACUUUGCAGUUCUGGGGUAACAUGUCUACGUGUGCACAUGCCCAUGCUGCUGUUUUGCAGGAAAGGCCAGAAUGUGCGUCACUCCUGUCCUCUCCCUGGCUAAGAUGUGACCUGGGGAAUCUG